This is a messenger RNA of Teleopsis dalmanni, 621 nucleotides long. RefSeq lists its product as uncharacterized. The record is from RefSeq and is a predicted model, not a curated record. Bases 4 to 603 code for a protein of 199 amino acids. The transcript is spliced from 3 exons. NCBI's taxonomy places the organism in Eukaryota, Metazoa, Arthropoda, Insecta, Diptera, Diopsidae.
UGAAUGAAAGCAGCAAUCAAAACAAAAUAUAAAAUUCGAAUCAAAAUGAGAACAAACAGCGAUUUGGAUCAUAAUAGCGACAAGCAGUUGAAAAAUAUUGAAAAUAUUCAAAACGAAGUGCAUAAAUUGGAAGUCUGCCAUAAUGUAUGCAAUAGUCUAGCCAAUAAUUUACAGGAAUUAAUAUUAAAACUGGAAACGUUAAAAAAAGAAAAGGAUGAACUGGUACAUGCCAUAACAAAGUCUGAGCCUGAAGAUAUGGAAACUCUUAAGAAUCAUAUAUUAGAUGAGAAUGCAGAUUAUGAUUCACAGAAUAUUUUAGAAGAAAAGGAUGUAGCAAGUGAUCUACAAAAUUUGUAUUGUUUGUUGGGCUAUUCUAUAACUGAUGCUGAAUUUAUAGAAGGAAAAAUUAAUGUUUUAACAUUUAACUACAAUGCAAGAUGUUAUGUGAAAUUGGCGAAUGAAGAAGAUUGCUGGCAUUUAAUUGAAAUCUAUCCCUCUCAUCCAAAUUUUGAUAGCAUCAAAGAAUUUCUGUAUAAAACGCAAGAUACAUCUGGAUUACUUAGAAAUUUAAGAAAAUAUUUUGCUGACUCAAGUAGUGAUUAAUGAAGCUUUAUUAAAUUU